This is a messenger RNA of Bactrocera tryoni, 3737 nucleotides long. RefSeq names its product dynamin (gene shi). Gene Ontology annotation, cellular component: microtubule; synapse; plasma membrane. The coding region runs from base 448 to 3192 and encodes 914 amino acids. Gene Ontology annotation, biological process: receptor-mediated endocytosis. Gene Ontology annotation, molecular function: microtubule binding; GTP binding; GTPase activity. Lineage: Eukaryota; Metazoa; Arthropoda; Insecta; Diptera; Tephritidae. The record is from RefSeq and is a predicted model, not a curated record. The transcript is spliced from 17 exons.
AAAGAACGUAUAAUUUUUUCUCCAAUAAUUCCAUACAGUGCUGAAAAUUUUUCAAACUAAUGAAAUAAAAUAAAAUUAAUAGAAAAAUAAUCGAAAAAUUCUUGAAAUAGCAUUCAAGUUUUAUAAAGUACGUGGUGACAAAUAGUGUAGAUAUCAGACAAAAAAGUGGUUUAGAAAAAGUGGGCGCAGUACAUAAAAUCGUAAUCGCUAGUGCAGUGUAUGCGAAAAUUUCUGGACACCACAAAGUGAUGUCUUGGAAUUAACGAAAUCGUAAUCGUGUUAAUAUUAAAAUAGUUUUUAUAGGUAUAACAAACGAAUUAAGAUAGAAAAAAAUAAGAGUUACAACAAACGAAUAACCCACAAACGUAGUCGCGCAGUUAUCAGUGGCCGUAAGGCAGCCACUUUUCGAGUAAGGGCAGAGGCCCAAGCAGUACAACUACCAGCAAAAUGGAGCAACUAAUUCCAAUUGUUAAUAAGCUACAAGAUGCAUUCACGCAAUUGGGCGUGCAUAUGCAGCUUGAUUUGCCACAGAUCGCUGUCGUAGGCGGUCAAUCGGCCGGAAAGAGUUCGGUGUUGGAAAAUUUCGUUGGCAAAGAUUUUUUGCCUCGUGGUUCAGGCAUUGUAACACGUCGUCCAUUGAUCUUACAGUUGAUUAACGGCGUUACCGAACAUGGUGAAUUUCUGCAUUGUAAGGGUAAGAAAUUCACCAGUUUCGAUGAGAUCCGCAAAGAGAUCGAGGAUGAAACGGAUCGUGUAACUGGCAGUAAUAAGGGCAUAUCCAAUAUACCAAUAAAUUUGCGUGUCUACUCACCACAUGUACUCAAUCUGACACUCAUCGAUUUGCCUGGUCUAACCAAGGUGGCGAUCGGCGACCAGCCCGUAGACAUUGAACAACAAAUUAAAGGAAUGAUCUUUCAAUUUAUACGCAAGGAAACUUGUCUCAUUUUGGCUGUAACGCCAGCUAAUACAGAUUUAGCCAAUUCGGAUGCAUUGAAAUUAGCUAAAGAGGUCGAUCCACAGGGUGUGCGCACAAUUGGUGUGAUCACUAAACUCGAUCUUAUGGACGAAGGCACAGAUGCGCGUGAUAUUUUAGAGAAUAAAUUAUUGCCACUGCGACGCGGCUACAUUGGUGUGGUGAAUCGCUCACAAAAAGAUAUUGAGGGACGUAAGGAUAUUCAUCAAGCCUUGGCGGCUGAACGCAAAUUCUUCCUUAGUCAUCCAUCUUAUAGACAUAUGGCCGAUCGUUUGGGCACACCAUACCUACAACGUGUACUCAAUCAACAGUUGACCAAUCAUAUUCGUGAUACGCUUCCAGGUUUGCGUGAUAAAUUACAAAAGCAAAUGUUGACACUGGAAAAGGAUGUGGAGCAAUUUAAGCACUUCAGACCUGACGAUCCUAGCAUUAAGACAAAGGCGAUGUUACAAAUGAUCCAACAAUUGCAGUCAGAUUUUGAGCGUACCAUUGAAGGUUCCGGUUCAGCUUUGGUCAAUACAAAUGAACUAUCUGGUGGUGCUAAAAUCAAUAGAAUUUUCCAUGAACGUUUACGUUUCGAAAUUGUAAAAAUGGCUUGUGAUGAAAAAGAAUUACGUCGCGAAAUUUCAUUCGCCAUUCGUAAUAUACAUGGUAUUCGUGUGGGCCUGUUCACACCCGACAUGGCCUUCGAGGCGAUUGUCAAGCGUCAAAUUGCACAAUUAAAGGAGCCGGUCAUCAAGUGUGUCGAUCUAGUCGUACAGGAAUUGUCCGUUGUGGUGCGCAUGUGCACAGAUAAGAUGUCACGCUAUCCACGCUUGCGUGAGGAAACCGAACGCAUCAUCACUACACACAUACGCCAGCGUGAACAGUACUGUAAGGAACAAAUCCUGUUGCUCAUCGAUUUCGAAUUGGCCUACAUGAAUACCAAUCAUGAGGAUUUCAUUGGCUUUGCAAAUGCUCAGAACAAAUCUGAAAAUGCCAACAAGACUGGCACACGCCAGUUGGGCAAUCAGGUUAUACGCAAAGGCUAUAUGGUCAUACAAAAUUUGGGUAUUAUGAAAGGCGGUUCGCGUCCCUAUUGGUUUGUACUGACAUCGGAGAGUAUUUCCUGGUACAAGGAUGAGGAUGAGAAGGAGAAGAAAUUUAUGUUGCCGUUGGAUGGUUUGAAAUUACGCGAUAUUGAACAGGGCUUCAUGUCAAUGUCAAGACGUGUCACAUUUGCUUUAUUCAGUCCAGAUGGACGUAAUGUUUAUAAGGACUACAAGCAACUCGAGCUGUCCUGUGAGACCGUUGAGGAUGUGGAAUCGUGGAAGGCUUCAUUCCUACGCGCCGGCGUAUAUCCCGAGAAACAAGUGGCCCAGGAGAAUGGCGAUGAGCAGGAAGGACAAGAGAAAACGAAAAACUCCGCCAGCGAAGAGAGCGCAUCGGAUCCUCAACUGGAGCGUCAAGUGGAGACCAUACGCAAUUUGGUUGACUCAUACAUGAAGAUUGUCACAAAGACCACACGUGAUAUGGUACCCAAAGCUAUAAUGAUGUUGAUUAUUAACAAUACAAAAGAUUUCAUUAACGGCGAACUGUUGGCGCACUUGUAUGCCACAGGUGAUCAGGCACAAAUGAUGGAAGAAUCGGCAGAAUCAGCUACAAAACGUGAAGAGAUGUUACGAAUGUACCACGCCUGCAAGGAAUCGCUUAGAAUUAUUGGUGAUGUUUCCAUGGCCACAGUGUCGUCACCGCUACCACCACCUGUCAAAAAUGACUGGUUGCCCAGCGGUUUAGAUAAUCCACGUCUCUCACCACCCAGUCCUGGUGGUCCACGCAAACCUGCACCUACAUCACAGGGCUCUUUAGGCAGCGCCGGUGGACGCGGCCCACCACCACCACCCGCUUCAGGGCGCCCAGCACCAGCGAUUCCCAAUCGCCCAGGCGGCGGUGCACCACCAUUACCAGGCGGUCGUCCUGGCGGCGCUCUGCCACCACCACUAUUACCUUCUCGUGUCACCGGAGCGGUUGGCGGCGCAAUUACGCAACAAUCUGGAGCGAACCGUUACAUACCGGCGAGUAUGCAGGGACAGGUGAACCAGGUCGUGGGCCAGGCAGCCGUGAAUGAACUUUCGAACGUUUUUGCGACACGUUUCAAUCGUCCUGUGCCGAAUGCACCACCCAAGCUGCCGGAACGACCUUCAUAUUAUGGCAACACCACAAACGGGCGGCCAUAUUAAACAGGCUGUGCAAAUGGCGAUUGCGCCAUUUAGAGGUACUCGUUUUGCGAGUGGAUUCCACCGCUUUUGUUGGUGUUCGUAUGUAACAAUACACAAUAGACUUUAAAUAUUAACAAGAAGGUAGCGAAGACAAAAUAACAUUUAAAUUGCUAAGAUUAACAAACCCCUAAUUGAACGUAGUGUCUAUCGAAAGUUUUAAAACGAAAAAAUAGCAAAAAAAAAAAAAAACACGAAAUUUGAAAGUUUAAUCAAGCGCGUAAAUUUCCUUGUGUGCUCGCGUUAAAUUUGUUAUUUGUGGCAACUCAAUGUAACUCAAUUGCAUAGUCUGUGGUGUGCGUAAUUUUUCAUUUGACGUUUAGAAAUGUGGAUAUUAGCUGAUUCACGAUUUAGUCAGCAAAACGCAUAUAAAUUCAUUUGUAAAAUUUUUCCGGGCUGUAAAAUGAAUUGUCUUAUAAGGAGUGCUGAAUAAAAUACGUAAAGCAGAUACAAAAUUAAAGUAACAUAAGGCCUAAGGACUAUCAAUCGCAUACCCGAAACCAAAACAA